Messenger RNA from Cricetulus griseus (Chinese hamster), 2297 nucleotides. Lineage: Eukaryota; Metazoa; Chordata; Mammalia; Rodentia; Cricetidae. The record is from RefSeq and is a predicted model, not a curated record.
UUGGUUCCCAGCAUCCACACAGGGCUGCUUGUAACCACCUGAAACUCCACGGAGCCCCAGGAGAAUCUGAUACUCUUUUUGGACACUUGACACAGCAAGAUACACAUGCCUGGAAUAAAAAUGAAAUUUGAAAAAGAAGUAGAAAUAGUUUAUCAAAGUAUAACACUUUUGUUAAAUUGAUUACCUUUCUUAAAGGGCUAGGAGUGUAACAGGAAGGUGUCAUUGACUGUGAAUUAGAUUUGAACCUGUCCCCGAACAGCUACAGGAUUUCAGAAGCUGAAUCAAUGUUAUCAGAUGAGUUAGAAUCCAAACCAGAGCUCCUGGUUCAGUUUGUUCAGAAUACCUCCAUCCCCCUGGGACAAGGGCUAGUAGAAUCAGAAGCUAAAGACAUUACUUGCUUAUCCCUCCUUCCAGUGACUGAGGCCUCAGAAUGCAGUCGGCUAAUGUUACCAGAUGAUACUCCAAACCACACUAACUCCUCCAAGGAGGUCCCUUCUUCAGCUGUUUUGAGGAGCCUUCAGGUGAACGUGGGCCCAGACGGAGAAGAGACAAGGGCUCAGACUGUACAGAAGUCCCCAGAGUUUCUGUCCACUCCAGAGUCGCCUAGCUUGUUGCAAGAUCUACAGCCAAGUGAUAGCACUUCUUUUAUUCUCCUUAACCUAACAAGAGCAGGUCUGGGCUCUUCAGCUGAGCACUUCGUGUUUGUGCAGGAUGAGACAGAGGAUUCAGGCAAUGACUUCCUCUCUGGUGAGAGCACAGACAGCAGCAUUCCAUGGUUCCUCCGGGUCCAGGAAUUGGCCCAUGACAGUUUGAUUGCUGCUACUCGUGCACAGCUGGCAAAGAAUGCAAAAACCAGCAUCAAUGGAGAAAAUGUCCACCUUGGUUCUGGCGAUGGGCAACCCAAAGAUUCUGGGCCCCUUCCUCAAGUGGAAAAGAAGCUCAAGUGUACAGUUGAAGGCUGUGACCGGACAUUUGUGUGGCCAGCUCAUUUCAAGUACCACCUUAAAACUCAUCGAAACGAGCGCUCCUUCAUGUGCCCCGCAGAAGGCUGUGGGAAAAGCUUUUAUGUGCUGCAGAGGCUAAAGGUGCACAUGAGGACACACAACGGGGAGAAGCCGUUCAUGUGCCAUGAAUCUGGGUGUGGCAAGCAGUUCACCACAGCUGGGAACCUGAAGAACCACCGUCGCACACACACAGGAGAGAAGCCUUUCAUUUGUGAAGCCCAGGGAUGUGGCCGAUCCUUUGCUGAGUAUUCAAGCCUCCGGAAACACCUGGUAGUUCACUCAGGAGAGAAACCUCAUCAGUGCCAAGUCUGUGGCAAGACCUUUUCUCAGAGUGGGAGCAGAAAUGUUCACAUGAGAAAGCAUCACUUGCAGCUGGGAGCAUCUGGGAGUCAAGAACAGGAACAACCUGCUGAGCCACUAAUGGGCAGUAGUUUGCUUGAAGAAGCUUCAGUACCCAGUAAAAACCUGGUGUCUAUGAAUCCCCAGUCCAGCCUUGGUGGAGAGUCCUUGAAUCUACCAAAUACCAAUUCUAUUCUUGGAGUUGAUGAUGAGGUGCUCACUGAAGGAUCCUCACGCCCUCUGUCUUCAGUAACUGAUGUGACACAUCAUUUGGUGACCAUGCAGUCGGGGAGGCAGUCCUAUGAAGUUUCUGUCUUAACUGCGGUAAAUCCACAGGAGUUACUAAACCAAGGAGAUUUAACUGAAAGACAGACAUGAGUUUGCUGGCUCCUGGAGGAGGGGAUCUGUCUGACCCCAGAGUGCAUGAUGGGAACAGAUCUAAAGGCUCACAUUCUGCCAGAACUAAAAUGAAUGUGUGAAGGACAAAGACCUCGCCUCGCCUGUGUUCAUCUUCCCUGGCAGAGAAGAGGGGUGUCUGAAGGCUUCGGUUCAACCUCCAUCUGAUCCAGAAAAAGAAUGAGGCAGUGACUAUGGGCUGGAUACCUGUAGCUGCUUCACUUUCUACUGCGAAGUUUUGGGGUAGACUUCUCUCAAAAGCAAGUUUAAUGAUGUGUUGGAUGAAGAUUUUCAUUGUGACUGUUCAGGUUUUCCUUCGAAGAGUUUUCAUGCUAGACCCAGCUAUCUUUCCAUAUUGUUUAAUCAUGUCCUGCUUCCAACCACAGAACUUCACCAGGACAUUGAAUUUUCAAGAUGCCUUGUUGCUUUGAAGAAGGGAGUGAUGCCAAUUAUGUUGUGACAUUCUUCCUUUAGCAACCUGAGUAAAAGACUCUCAGCCAUUGGGCUGUAAAAAUAAAUUACUUGAAUCUCCCCUUGGCCCAGGCUGAGGUACACCUC